ACUCCUUCCUGAGCAGUCCAAUAAACUUUGCGACCUCCUUCAACUUUUUGUGUGAUGUCUCACAAGAAACCCGUCUUCCACUAAAAAAGAUGCAUAACGUGCAGCCAACACAAGUUGUUCUUGAAGCUUUGAAAAGGCGAAAGGAGUGAGGACCGUAGCAGCGUGCGAUUCCAUGGGAGCUCCUAUUUUGAGGCAAACAUUUGAACCGUAUUCCGUCACUUUCGACGGUAUUGUAUGCUCAGUUGAUAUGCCAGCGGGAAUGAAGGAACACAGUAGACACAGGAAAAACGCUUGUAUGUACUAUCCAACAGCCUUGAUUACCUCUCAUCAUCUCCGUCGCAACUCGACCACUGCAACGGAGUUACCUGUUCCAACUGAACAUGACAGUCCGACACCAAAGAUUCCAUUCUCGAUCCUUCAACAGAAAUACGGAAUAGAGGCCUUCAUCAAACAGGGGACUGUAUACAUCGGUACUGGCGGGAGGAUUUGGUAUUCUAGUGCAGUGCAAUACAGUUGUUACAGAUAAAACAGUGAUGAAACUUGUAUAGCUCUGAUGCAAUACUGCUCAUACUCUGUCCUGAAUAAUCCUUAAACAUGAUUGCACCGGCUAAUAUUGUAAACAAAGUGGACAGUGCAUAAUAGAUUGGAGAAACCACUGUUGUGUUCAAAGUAUCCAAUGCCAUAUUAAGGUGAUUUAAACUAGUAAUGAUGCAGGAAAUGCCGACCAUUGUAAAAUCCAUGUUUGAAAGUAAAUAUUUUGAUUUGAACCAUC
Molecule: messenger RNA, 772 nt
Organism: Lathyrus oleraceus (garden pea)
Lineage: Eukaryota; Viridiplantae; Streptophyta; Magnoliopsida; Fabales; Fabaceae
Exons: 2
Coding region: 173-526 (117 amino acids)
Source: RefSeq, a predicted model, not a curated record